AUUAAAAAAACGUAUAUAGAGAUUGAUAUAAUAGUAUCUCUUUCUAUCUUCAAUAAUUCCGUAUGUUUCAUCUCUUUUUAAUUAUUUAGUGUUGGAUUCAAAACGUUCAUCUCGAUCAAGGUACAUUAUCAAAUUUUUGUUGUGGUAUGUAAUGGCGUCGUAGCCUACAAAAACCCACAGUUUUUAUAAUUUUUUUUAUACAAAAAGUAAUUUAAUACGAAUCCAGAUACUCAUUGAAUUAGCCGUUUUAAUAGCAUUCUUUAUAGGUUAUAAAAAAGCAUCGAAAAUCUCUAAGAAAUGCCCGUUCCCGGUGGAGUUUAUCAACAACAGGGGCCCUCGUGCUUCGAUAAAAUGAAAAUGGGUUUCUUUUUGGGAUUUUGUGUUGGAAUGGCUAGCGGCGCUUUAUUUGGUGGAUUUUCGGCUUUGAGAUCUGGAUUAAGAGGAAAAGAACUUGUAAAUACUGUGGGGAAGGUUAUGUUGCAAGGAGGUGGUUCGUUCGGAACAUUUUUAGCGAUAGGAUCAGGUUUGCGAUGUUGAAAGCUUUGAAGAGAGCAACCUUGAAUUUAAUAAAGUGUAAUAAUACCCAUGGUUUUUAUCAUUAAAAUUGGGUAUACAAAU
Messenger RNA from Onthophagus taurus, 618 nucleotides. Its product is annotated as reactive oxygen species modulator 1. Gene Ontology annotation, biological process: protein import into mitochondrial matrix; protein insertion into mitochondrial inner membrane. Gene Ontology annotation, cellular component: TIM23 mitochondrial import inner membrane translocase complex. Lineage: Eukaryota; Metazoa; Arthropoda; Insecta; Coleoptera; Scarabaeidae. The record is from RefSeq and is a predicted model, not a curated record.